AAAAAGAACCAGGAAAAUAAAGCAAGCGUCAUUGCUGGCUAUCCCGCGCAACGUUCUAACAAAAUUCCUCUUCUCAGUUUCCAAUCUCUCGAGUCUCCACAUCAAAUUCCCCCAAUUCUCGCUCUUGAUUGUUCGCUUCGUCUCCAAAUCCGGGUCUCUACAGAGUCUAACUCUGACCCGACCCAAUCACUAAUGGGGGAACCAAAGGUCACAACCGACGGUGGUUCAACUUCCGGCGAAUCGUCGAGGACCUCGUCGAAGCUCUUGACUGCCGGUGAUCGGAAAUUACUUAAGGUUGAACUGCAGCAAGGGGAGACGACGUACGUUUCGUGGAAGAAGCUUAUGAAGGAGGCUAGCAAAGGCAAUGGUCUGUCGGUUUCGGCGCCCGACCCACCUCCUAACGCUAACCCUAAUCUCGAGUCUCGCAUUGCACCGGGGCCACCAGCAGAAGGUGAAAAGGUUGACCAACCUCAUUCUAACCGUUUUAACGCUGUUAUAGAGAAGAUUGAGAGGCUCUACAUGGGGAAAGAUAGUAGUGAUGGGGAAGAGUUAGAUGGUGCCCCCCCCGACGAUGACCAGUAUGACACCGAAGAUUCAUUUAUCGAUGACGUUGAAUUGGAUGAGUAUUUUGAAGUUGAUGAUUCGGCAAUUAAACAUGAUGGAUUUUUUGUCAAUAGAGGAAAGUUAGAACGGAUUGAACCGACAACAACAACAACAUCGAACCAGCAACCAAAGAAAAGGCAAAGGAAAGAGUCAGCAAAACCUUGCGGCGAUGUUGUUGAUGUGUCCAGAAAACAAGCCAAGAUGGCUAAGACGGCUGGGGGAAAGGAUCAAUUAGCUGCUUCGGGGCCCUCUUCGAAGAAAAAGUCGAAUGAUUCAAAGGCAGAGCAGGAUUCGGUUUCUCCUUUGAAACCGCAAAGUGGCAAUGACUGCUUAUUAUUGGAAAAUGUGAAGCAUACUGAUAGAGCGAAUCAUCAGCCAAGGAAUGCCUCAAGUCCGAAGUCAAAGGCAGCUGGAUCUUCUGGCGCCCUUCUUCUGAAGUGCAGCAAAAAAAGUGCUCAUCAGCAAUCUAAUUCCCUGCCUGUAAAAUCUCGGCCAAAUGUUUUGGCAAAAUCAACAGUAGUCCGUCAAAAAGAAACCAAUGGCAUGCAUGAGCUGGACAAUGCAACAAAAAAAAGUGGUUCUAGUGUCAGGCCUAAAACCUCGACACUUGAGAAAGCCAUCAGGGAAUUGGAGAAGGUGGUCGCUGAAUCGAGGCCUCCUGCUGCCACUGAGAAUCAAGAUGCCGAUACCUCAUCCCAAGCAGUGAAGAGGAGAUUGCCAAGAGAUGUAAAAUUGAAGCUUGCUAAAGUUGCUAGGAUUGCGGCGAGCCAAGGGAAUGUAUCGGGAGAGUUAAUCAAUCGUCUCAUGAGCAUUGUCGGCCAUCUCAUACAGGUCAGAUCGCUGAAGAGGAACUUGAAAAUCAUGAUUGAUUCCGGCGACACUGCAAAUCGAGAAAAAGAUACUAGAUUUCAACGGAUCAAGAAUGAAGUCAUUGAGAUGUUAAAAACACAAGUUCCGUUGAUGGAAUCUCAGGCAACCAAUCAAGAAGCUGGAACAUCAGACGAUUUUCAGGAUGUUGGCUCUGUUGAAAAGCCACCUAUGAAGAAGAAGUUUGUCAUGGAUGCGGCGCUGGAGGACAAAUUGUGUGAUCUAUAUGACAUCUUUGUCGAUGGAUUGGAUGAAGAUUCGGGUCCACAGAUCAGAAAGCUUUAUGCAAAUCUAGCUGAACUCUGGCCAAAUAGGCUAAUGGACAAUCAUGAGAUCAAACGUGCCAUUUGUCGGGCAAAGGAAAGGCGGAGAGCAUUGUAUGGAAACCUUGGGAAGGAGAUGGAUCAAGGAAAGAUGACGAAGAGGAAACAGACACAAUUGGUACCAAAAGUUGAGGCGGCUGCUUACCCCGACAAGGCUUCAGCUGUUGGAGAUAAAACGAAUGUUGUCCCAAGCUCAACCACCACGUCCUUAGGCCAAGGUCAACCUAGCGCGGACAGGUCAAAGCAACAACAUGAGAAACUAAAGGGGACCACAAGCGCUAGCAACUCUUCAGCAGAAGCAAAGACAGUCAGAAGAAAGACAGAACCGGGUGUAGAAGAAUCUCACCUUUCCACAGAGAAAGGUCUUGUCCUGGCUCUGAGGCAGCAGACGCAGGCUCCUCCGGACCUGAACCUGCCAAAAAACGAAGUCCUCUCUCCUCUGUACAAAUUAAAGAUUUCAAAGAAGAGUUCGGUUCGAGUACCCGCCGAUUCCAGGAUUCUAGUUUUUUCCCGAGAACCCCGUGAAUCUCUUACAGAAUCCGAGAGGCAGGGAGAAAAGUGCGCGUUUAGGUUUCCGGCGGCGAUGAAGACGACGCAACUGUUCAAAGGGGCAAACGUGUUCAUGUCUCGGAGUCUGGUGCCCCCUGAAGUCUUCGACACUCUUCUAGAUGCCUGCACGCUUAACGGUGCCGAAAUCUUCCUCUGCUGCGACCCCUCCCGGAGCGGUCCCUGCGAUUUUCACGUCAUCGCUUCUCCCGACCACGAGAAAUUCGAGGAUCUUAAAGCCAAGGGAUGUAACUUGAUAGGUCCACAAUGUGUGCUCUCCUGUGCAAAAGAGGGCAGACCGCUGCCUCAAGGGGGAUUCAAUUGUUGCCUAGCGAUGGAUGGUCUUAAAGUUCUUGCUUCUGGUUUUAAGAUUGAUGAGAAGGUCAAGAUCGAGGAGUUGGUUACUUCCAUGGGGGGAGUUUUUGUUUCCAGGGGUUCUUCAGAUGUCAACUUCGUCAUUGUGAAGAAUGUCUUGGCUUCCAAGUACAAGUGGGCCCUGGAUACCCAUAAGAAGCCGGUUGUUGCACUGAAUUGGUUACAACAGUGCUGGAUUGAGCACCGUGUGGUCCCCCAGGAACCCUAUAAAAUUCCUCCUUUUUCCGGAUUGACAAUCUGUGUCACAAAAAUUCCAGCAGACGAGCGUAAGGAAAUGGAGAAGCGUAUUUCAGAAUAUGGAGGGAGGUACUCUGCGGAGCUAACAAAGAGGUGUGACAAAUACAAAGUUGCUCGUAAAUGGGGUCACAUUCAAAUUGUUACACGGAAAUGGUUUCAGCAGUCCAUUGCUAGAAAAGUUUGUCUCAGUGAAGAGGCAUAUCCUGUUCAGGAUUCCAUACCUUUGAGUAGAGGGGUGAGAAAUUUGGGGAGCAAUUAUGGUCAAGAAAAGUUUCCUGGAUGUCCAAUAUCACUGUCGUCUUCGGCUGCUACUGCUGCGGCAGACUCAUAUGCUUCUUAUCCUCAGUCUAGAGACUCAGAUAUAGAAGCUUCUGCCUCACAAAAACUUUUUUCCACAUCGAUGAAUCCCAGUAUCGAUGUCAAAAAACCAAGUAAAGGCCCAACUACAGAGCCGCAAGAGCAAAAUAUUGAUGACUGUACUGCCAGGGAUUCAGAAUCUGAAGACAAUGACCUGUAUUUAUCAGAUUGUAGAAUAUUCCUGCUUGGUUUUGAAGCUUCUGAAAUGCGUAGACUUGUUAAGUUGGUCCGUGGAGGUGGUGGAUCACGGUAUAUGACGCUUAGCGAAAGAAUGACACAUAUUGUUGUUGGAACUCCUUCAGAGAGUGAGAAAAGGGAGGCGAGGGCUGUUGCAGCUUCUGGUGUCGUUCAAGUAGUUACACCCAGGUGGCUUGAAGAUUGUGAUCGUCAGAAAAAAGAAAUUCCCAUUCAUAAAGUAUACACUGCUCACAACCUGAUUCUUCCGAGAGAUGCUGCAUGCUUGACCAAGGGAUCUCUUGCAGGGAUGGAACAGGGUAAAAAUACUAUCCCUCAGACCAUGACGUAUGAUUCCUCUUCGAGGAGUGUCAAUGUCCCAAAUGAGGCCGCAACUUUGCUGGGAAAGAAUAAAGAAGCAAUGCUGAAAUUAAGCAGGAAAGAUGAGAUUCACGUGGAAAGAAAAAUAGAGUCACUCAAGCAAAAAGAAACAAUGAAUUCCCUUGUAACUAAUAACUGCAAAAAACAACAGAAAAUUCAAUGUGAAUUCAAUGGUCAGAACAAGCAAGAAAGAAAGUCAUCGGUAUUUAAGGGGAAGACAUUUUGUUUCUCACAUUCUUUUCCUGAAGAUAGGCGACCUGAGAUCGUGGAAUGGGUGAAUCAAGGAGAAGGAGAGGUGGUCAAUGAUCCUUUUAUACAUAACACACAUUUUACUAUUGAAUGCCAUGGUGUGUUCCGGAGUACUGGGACUUCUCAAACUAUCUAUGUUUCGAGUCACUGGGUUCGAUCUUGUUUAGAGGAUGGUUGUUUACUUGACGUUAGUAGUCAUAUCCUCUAUUCGCCUCUUCCCUGCCAGACUCCUUUGCCUGGAUUCGAAAGCCUUCGCUUUUGUGCUUCCCAAUAUGAAGAGAAGGAAAAAGUACUCCUGAGAAAUCUGUGCUUUGUUCUUGGAGCAAAAUUUGGGAAAAACCUAAGCAGGAAAAUGACCCACUUGCUAUGUAUCUUUGCUACCGGAGAUAAGUAUGAGGCAGCUUCCAGGUGGGGAAUAGUUUCCGUGACAUCUGACUGGAUUUAUGAGUGUGUUAGACAGAAUCGAGUUGUUUGUCCUGAUAACUUUCAUCCAAAGGAAUUGACGACUCAAGACCAAGAUGCAGGGCUUGGCUUGGCAAGUCAGUUUCAUACACAAUUUGCGUCAAUGGCCUCAAGGGACAAUGGGUCUCUGCUUGGUAGCCACUCCGAAGACAGGGAAAAAACUCAAAGUUUUGCUGGCAAAUACGGCUGCGGUAAAGGUGAGGUAAACAACAGACUUGAAGAUAUUGGACGGGAACAGAGUUUUCCGUCUAAGAAGGCAAAACUUUUGGGAGAUGGUCAAGAAAGUGAUGUGUUUCCUGUGGGAGAACAUCCAAGCCAUUGUGCUCGCCCUUUGAAGCCUAUAGAUAGCAUUGUGUCAGGGAGUGCCGUGGCAAGUGGUCGUGAAGUUCCAGAUGUGGCUGAUACUAUUGAGGAUUUGUUGAAGCAGUCAAGUAAAAUUCAAGAAAAGAAUUCUCCUGGAAGGAUUUCAGAAAAAACUCUUUUUUCAACUAGUGAACCAUACAACAGCGGGAAUCAUUCCGUCACUGGCCUGUCUAGACACUGGAUAAACAGGGUCCUGAAGAAUGACGACGCAUGCAAUCCUCCAGGAGAUGUUACUACGGGCACUUACGGAAACUUUAGUGAGACGCAGACAGAAUCGCAGGUUGUUGGUUACGAGGAAGAUCUUUCAGGAAGGCAGAUGCUUAUAGACAGAGUUAGAACACGAAGCAGCUUAACAUGAAGAAAGGAAUUGUCUACAAAGAUGGGAAUAUUUGGCAUGGUGAACGAUUUUGACAUUUGGGAGCUUUUGUGGUUAACAAGUAAAAAUAUCGAUUUCGUAAUAGGGUUGUUUGUUUAGUAGUUUGUUUUACCCUUGUAUUUCAAAAGUAGACUAAUAUAUAUUCAUUCAAAAGUGAUACACCAAAUAGGCAAAUACUAUGGAGCGACGUCUAGUAAAAGCAAAUGAUUAUUUUCUUUCUAUGAUAUGAUUAUAGCCAUUCAUAUUCCAAAA
Molecule: messenger RNA, 5565 nt
Organism: Thlaspi arvense
Lineage: Eukaryota; Viridiplantae; Streptophyta; Magnoliopsida; Brassicales; Brassicaceae
Source: the annotation of a GenBank genome assembly